UCCUGCCAAAUGGCUAAAUGGGAUAAAGGCUACGUAUGGAUGACAGAGAGGCUAAUCCCCUCUAUACCACCAGGACCAGCCUCCGGAGCCUUCAGCCUCUCUUCAAAUUAAAUCAAUCCUGACAGCUCUGCCUCCCUAAGUCCUCUCCCAGCUCACCUAAACCCAGUUCCAGAACGAUGCUUCACUACUGAGGGGCAACAAGGCUGAGUCCAUCCUGAACUAUGUGAGAGCUGAGUUCAAUGGCAUCGUCCUGGGAGAUUCCCAGAAACUGGAUGCUGCUGUGGAUCAGGGCGUGGAUUACAACUUCACCUGCAGCUUUGAGUGCUCAGAUGCUGCCCACACAUUAGAUGACAUGGCACACAAACCUGUCAUAUUGACAGUGAUUGAGGUCCUUCCCAAGGAGAAGAAGCAGAAGGAGGAGAAGACUGCAGUUAUAGGGCAAGCUAUAGUGGACUUGCUACCUCUCUUGCAUGGUCAGGUCAGCUUCUUCUCCACUGUGCUACUUCAUCCAACUCCUGGUUCACCUGCGGAGGCAGCCUCACAGGAGGGCAGCUGUAAACCAACUCUAGACGUGACCGUCUGUGUUCCCGAGCCUCUGCUAUCCGGCGUCCAGCUGUCUGACUCCAACCUGCUGAAGGUUACUGUGGAGACAGCUUACUCUGUUCCGGAGGUGUGGAACCCUGUGUCUGGGUCUGGUCCUCUCUCCAGCUAUGUGGCUGCCCUGCAGGUUCCCCUCACUGCAGAGAAAGAGCAGGUGCUGAUGUUCUCCAAUGGGCUGCUGAAGGUGGGCGGGGAGAGUGAACCCAUGGGAAGACCCAGGAAGUGGCCCCUGGGUCCCCUGUUGGCUCCUGGAGCUCAGUUCAUACCUGGUGUCUCCAUGGACGGAGAGCCCAUUGAGAUGGAGGAUGGGGAUCUCACCAGCAUAGAGGACAGGGAUUUCCGGAAAGAAGCGGAGACCAAUAAGAAGAGAGUGAGCUGGGACACAGAGCGUCGUUGCUUUCUGGAUGCAGAUGGUGCAGCCUGUCUGACCCGUAGGAUAGCAGAAAGCAGACUGUGGCCAGUAGAGGUCAUGAGGUCACCACAGGUUGGAGCCACUAAAGGAGGGAAGGCUGGCAAAGACAAGGGAGGUGAGGAUGAGACCCAACUCUCCUUCCAUGGAGUGGCAUACGUGGACAUGGCGCCCCUGUUGUACCCCGGGGCGAGGCGUGUCCGUGGAGCGUACCGGCUCUACCCCUUCUACGACUCUGACCUACUGGUCAAGGCUAAGAGAAACAUCAGUGUUCUGAGAGAGAGUAUCAGGGCUCCGGCCACCCAGGGCCGAGGUAGGGCCCCCUCCUCCGUAGGCUCCUGCAAGGCGGUCCCUAGUAAGAUGUUUGACGGCGGUCACAAGGGCGGGAAGGACACCAAGGAAUCGCCCAAACGGCCCGGGACACAGGGGAAGUCAGCACCCAUUGGCACUGAUAGUGUGACACUGGUUGAAACUGAACAGCAGCAACAAGUGAACACAGAGGGUCAGAUGUAUGCAGAUUCCAGAACCUACAUCAUCAUUGAAAUCGCUCUUGAGAAGUCGCUGGUGCCAAAGAGAUCACGGGAAGAGUUAGCCAAAAGGGUGAUGGAGCUGAUACCUCCUAGAGCUCCUUUGCCUCGCAGACCUGCUGGAGCAGAGAGAGCUGUGCAGGAGUACCAGGCCCAGAUAGCCAGUGUGGCAGGCCAGGUGUUGGAGCAGUACCAGCAGCUGUUCGGGCCUGCCUUCCUGCCCGGAGAGAAGCCUCUGGACCCAACCAGCCAGGAGCAGCGCAAGACCAAGCUCCUGGGAGAACUCAACUAUUCUGGGAAGUACUUUGCUUUCAAGGAGCAGAUUAAGUACUCUGUGGUGCGUAUCGUGAGGGAGAAGAUGCUGCGGACCGAGGCCUUCUCAGAUCCUGAGCAGCUGCAGGCCUUCCUCAGCCAGCUCUAUGUGUUCCUGGUGGACGAGAUGCACGUCGCCCUCAACAAGACGUUGUCAGUGGAUGCCCAGGAGACUCAGCCUCGCCCCCUGGUGGACUGUGCCCAGCUCAUCCACUUUGCCAAGGAGGCCCAGCUCAACGGGGACUACCAGCUAGCUGCCGAGUACUACCAGGAGCAGCUGACUCGUGACCGUAGCGACCCAGCCCACUGGUUUGACUACGGGGUGUUGUACAUGCUGACGGCUGACUACCAGAAGGCUGAGGAGUGCUUCCACUACGCUGUGUCCAUGAAGCAAACACACCUGCCCAGUUUGCUUAUGUGUGGCAUCCUAGCAGAGAUGGGUGGACGCCUUGAGGAGGCAGAGACAUUCUUUGAAGGAGCCACGUGUGUGGACCCGGCCAAUGUGGUGGCCUGGACUCUGUUUGGCCUGUUCUAUGAGGGCCAGGAGAACUCCAUCCAGACAGAGAUGGCCUUCCUGGAGGCCACCAAGCAGCAGAGGGCAGCCCUGGUGGUCACCCCACCCUGCAGGGUGGAGACAAGGGUGGAGUCACCAGACCUGGGGGAGGAGGAGCAGGAGGUGGCGAACUGUGAGUCUUUCACCAUCGAGCCAGACGUGGAUGGAGACACAGAAACCAGUGUGGUGACCGGGUCUCAGAGCUGCCAGGGCAACAAGCCUGGGGAGGGAUACAAGGGAGGUGCUGAGGCUGAACCUAGUGCCAUGCGACACCUAGCAACCCCCACCAGACUAAACUCCACCAUCUAUAUGGAGACAGUGCAGUUCCUGCUGCAGAACAACGCACUACAGAUGGCCCAGAGAGCGCUGGCCCAGGAGCUCUUGUGUCCAGGAGGGGGUCUGAGCAGCUCCUACCACCUGGCCCUGGCCCGCCUGCAGCUGCUCAGGGCAGAGUACGGCAGCGCCGAGUCCAGCCUGAAGGAGGCGCUCAACGACAGCUUUCAGGACCCAGAUGUAUGGGCGUUGUUUGGGCACAUACACCAUCUGACUGGAGAGUUUGGGAAGGCCCAGGAGUGUUACGAGAGGACCCUGGACUUUGUGACAGAUGCCACAGACACACACCCCAUCUACCUGCGACUGGGAUCCAUCUACCUGCAGGAAGGGGAGUUUCAGAGGGCGAAAACGACUUACCUGCGCGCCUGCAAGAGCUCCCCCUCCUGCCUCACCUGGCUGGGACUAGGGAUCGCCUGUUACCGGCUAGGGGAGCUGACUGAAGCAGAGGAUGCACUGACAGAGGCCAACAUCCUGAACAACGGGAACGCGGAGGUGUGGGGUUACCUGUCUCUAGUUUGUUUGCAGACGGGCAGAAGACUUGAGGCAGAGCAGUCCUACAAAUAUGCCCUGAAGUUGAACCUUCAGAAAGAGGCAGUUAUUCGUGAGAUCAAGGCACUCCAAGAUCAUGUUGGCUUUGGAAAUCCAUGUUUCUGAAGAACAACUGCCGGCACCAUCAAUGAUUUAGGUUAAAAAACAAAGAUGAAUUGUAAUUCUGGUUGGUAAAUACCUAAUGGUUGGCAUCGCAAAGUGACUGUGAAUUGUGGAAGGAAUUACACAUCAAUGACUUGUACACUUGUCUGCAUCUUCAGCUGUAUCUGAUUAAAAGUUGUUACUUUUGCAUAAUGUAGGAUAUAAUAUUGUGACACAACAAAGAUGUGCAGAUCCAGAGAGAGUAUCUGUCCAGAGGUGGAAGAAGUAGUCAUUUGUCAUACUUGUAGGAUAUAAUAUUGUGACACAACAAGGAUGUGCAGAUCCAGAGAGAGUGUAUGUCCAGAGGUGGAAGAAGUAGUCAUUUGUCAUACUUGUAGGAUAUAUUAUUGUGACACAACAAGGAUGUGCAGAUCCAGAGAGAGUGUCUGUCCAGAGGAGGAAGAAGUAGUCAUUUGUCAUACUUGUAGGAUAUAUUAUUGUGACACAACAAGGAUGUGCAGAUCCAGAGAGAGUGUCUGUCCAGAGGAGGAAGAAGUAGUCAUUUGUCAUACUUGUAGGAUAUAUUAUUGUGACACAACAAGGAUGUGCAGAUCCAGAGAGAGUAUCUGUCCAGAGGUGGAAGAAGUAGUCAUUUGUCAUACUUGUAGGAUAUAAUAUUGUGACACAACAAGGAUGUGCAGAUCCAGAGAGAGUAUCUGUCCAGAGGUGGAAGAAGUAGUCAUUUGUCAUACUUGAAUUAAAGUAAAGAAACCUUGAUGAUAAUGACUAAAGUGAAAGUCACCCAGUAAAAUAUUGCUUUAGUAAAAGUCUACAAGUAUCUGGUUUUAAAUGUACUUAAGUAUCAAAAGUUUAAGUAAAUGCUAUAAAUCUUAAUUCCGUAUAUUAAGCAAACCAGAUGGCACAAUUCUUAGGACAACCAGGGGCACAUCAAGAAUCAGACCCCAUUCGCGCACAAUCACAAUAAUGUACAGUUGAGUAAUGUACAGUUUAUAAGCUACUUCCUUCUGCAUACAAGUGCAGAAGGAAAGUGUUCAGACCCUUUCACCUUUUCCACAUUUUGUUACGUUACAGCCUUAUUCUAAAAUUAAUUAAAUGA
Molecule: messenger RNA, 4481 nt
Organism: Oncorhynchus tshawytscha (Chinook salmon)
Lineage: Eukaryota; Metazoa; Chordata; Actinopteri; Salmoniformes; Salmonidae
Gene: cfap70
Product: cilia and flagella associated protein 70
Exons: 26
Coding region: 353-3388 (1011 amino acids)
Biological process (GO): cilium movement; cilium assembly
Cellular component (GO): extracellular exosome; motile cilium
Molecular function (GO): protein binding
Source: RefSeq, a predicted model, not a curated record